Messenger RNA from Solanum verrucosum, 1222 nucleotides. Its product is annotated as ferredoxin--NADP reductase, root-type isozyme, chloroplastic-like. The record is from RefSeq and is a predicted model, not a curated record. Lineage: Eukaryota; Viridiplantae; Streptophyta; Magnoliopsida; Solanales; Solanaceae. Gene Ontology annotation, molecular function: oxidoreductase activity.
UAUGCAUUUCAUUGUUACAGGCUACAAGCUUAACAUUCAGUGAUAAAUCAUGCAUCUCUAUGCCAUCUAUCGAUCUAAAAGCGACUCGAUCCAGAAGCCAAUACGUUGUUUGCAUGUCAGUGCAACAUGCUAGCAAAGCCAAGGUUUCAGUUUCACCUUUAUCACUUGAAGAUGCAAAAGAACCACCCUUGAAUAUCUACAAGCCCAAGGAACCAUACACAGCGACAAUUGUCUCAGUUGAAAGAAUUGUAGGCCCAAAAGCUCCCGGGGAGACUUGUCAUAUUGUCAUUGAUCAUGAUGGCAACCUUCCUUACUGGGAAGGACAAAGUUAUGGUGUCGUUCCUCCUGGUGAAAACCCUAAGAAACCAGGGAGUCCCCACAAUGUUCGUCUAUAUUCAAUUGCAUCCACCAGAUAUGGGGUCUUUGAUGGGAAAACGGCCAGCUUGUGUGUCAGACGAGCUGUCUACUAUGAUCCUGAGACAGGAAAGGAAGACCCAUCCAAAAAUGGUGUUUGCAGUAACUUCCUAUGCAAUGCGAAGCCUGGUGACAAAGUGAAGAUCACAGGUCCUUCUGGUAAGAUAAUGCUUCUACCUGAAAAUAAUCCUAAUGCCACACACAUCAUGAUUGGAACUGGAACUGGUGUGGCUCCCUUCAGAGGCUACCUUCGUCGUAUGUUCAUGGAGUCAGUUCCAAUGAAGUUUAAUGGCCUUGCUUGGCUUUUCCUUGGGGUUGCAAACACUGACAGCCUUCUAUACGACGAUGAGUUCACCAAGUAUCUCAAUGACUACCCAGGCAAUUUCAGAUAUGACCGUGCUCUUAGCCGAGAACAAAAGAACAAUAAAGGGGAGAUGUAUGUUCAGGAUAAAAUUGAGGAAUACAGCGAUGAGAUCUUCAAACUUCUGGAUGAAGGGGCCCACAUCUAUUUCUGCGGGUUGAAGGGUAUGAUGCCUGGCAUCCAGGAUACCCUGAAGAGAGUUGCUGAAGAGAGAGGUGAGAGCUGGGAGCAGAAGCUUUCACAACUCAAAAAGAACAAGCAAUGGCAUGUUGAAGUCUACUAAAUAGGAAAUGUUAAUUGUUGCAUUUGUUUGUGAUUGUUGAUUGUUGUCAACUGAACUUAGCAAGCAGUUUAGAUGACACAUUGUAUUGCUAGUUGACAUACAAAUUGUUCAUGUUGCAUGGGAAAUGAAAUAAUAACUGUUGCUGCUUGAGGCAGUUUACCUUG